Molecule: messenger RNA, 9094 nt
Organism: Plodia interpunctella (Indianmeal moth)
Lineage: Eukaryota; Metazoa; Arthropoda; Insecta; Lepidoptera; Pyralidae
Exons: 10
Coding region: 424-1491 (355 amino acids)
Cellular component (GO): plasma membrane
Source: RefSeq, a predicted model, not a curated record
AUACACAUAUAAAAAUUAAAAACAUUGCGCUGUGUAAUAUAUUUGUUAAUUUUUUAAAUUAUUCCCUAUUUUGCGAUUACUUUGAUUUAUUACGUCUGGCAACACCAUCAAAUUCAGAAAGAAGGACGGACCGACGAAAAGCAAGAGAGAAAAUCAGACAGAAAGAAAACUGGAGAAAGAAAAACGGGAAGACGAAAAACGGUCGUGUCGACUUUGUUAUACUGUAACAUGUUUAGUGCUUUGUAUUGAAAAGAUUAAUCAUAUUGAACAAUUGUACUAAAUUCUCGUUAAUGAUCUCAGUUAUCAAAAAGUAAUGUUUUUCUCGCUAAUAUAAAUUUACAAUGUGAAAUCGACGGGCUGACGUUUUGGAUAAGACUCUGCUGUUCAACCUUCUUCAUGAUCUUCAUUUGAACCUGAUUGAAGAUGUCGUCGACGGGUCAGUUGGUGCCCCAUAUCACCCGGGACCCACGCAACACCACAAUAAAUUUCAAUGGGCCCCGCAUCGAAGGCUCAUUCUGCACAUCAAUUGAUUUGAACUAUGAUCCUGUUGUAAGCAUUUUGUGUGCUAUGUACAUCGCUUUUGGAAUUGUUUACACAUUAUUUGGAUAUCGCUGUUUCAAAGCGAGUAUGUUUCUCACUGGUUUCACGUUUGGUUCAGCAAUUGUUUAUCUUAUAUGCCAACAAGAAAAACUGAUGCCGCCCUAUGGAAAUGUCGGUGUAGCACUAUGUGGUGGACUAUUGUUCGGGCUCAUCACAAUGCUGAUCCAGUACGUGGGGCUCUUCAUGACGGGAUUCCACACGGGGUUGCUGCUGGCCAUCGCGGGUUUGGCCAUCUACGAUCAUUUCCUCGAGAACGGACCAGCUGCGUACUGGUUGUUUGUGGUGGUGUUGCUUGGCUCUGGAAUCUUCUUCGCCGUGGUUAAUCUGUAUUGGAAGAAAGUAUUGACCAUAUUCGGCACCAGCGUGUACGGCGGCGCGGUGAUAGCCACAUCUUUGGACUAUUUCUUUGAAAGAUUGAUGAUGCUCAAGUGGCUGUUGGAGCGAGCUCGCCUGGAGCCGGCGGUGCCCCCGCCCUGCCGGCUGUCGUGGCUGACGCUGGCCGCGUGGCCGGCGGCCGCCAUCGUAGGCCUGACCGCGCAGUGCGCGCUUACCGCCACCGGGAUAUACCACGAGCAGAGUAUACGUGCCCAAAAACGCCGCUUGAAGUCGCAACAGUCGCGGCUGAUCACUCGCGAACAACGCGCCGAGUUGAAACAGCGCAAAUAUAGGUAUCUGUACCAGGUCCGCACCGCGCACGGAGACGUCAUCUCACAGUCAUACGUGCAAGCGCUACAGAAGAAGGCGCAAUGCGGCAACUGGAGCGGCAGCGGCGGCGGAGAAUGCAGCACCCUGCAGAGCGACUCCACACAUCUCACUGUUCUGGCCGCCUCGGAUCACGUCCAGCCUUCGGACUCCAUACACGACCUAGACUCCAUACAGGCCAAGCAUUAGCCGAUUUGUAUUUCGAAAGGAGAAUAGAAGAGGGAUGAUUGACUGUCAUUCGAUGUAUAUCCAGUAUUAUUGUAAGAGAAUCCACUCAUAUUAUUAUUCCAUAUUAUUAUUACCAGUUAUUAAUCAUAUAUUUGUAUUGUGAAUUAAUUAUUAUGAUUAUACUUGACACUUUGUGUACGGGGUUCAAGGCCUAAUUACAAUUGAUUUACAACCAAUUAAGAUAAAUAUUUGUAUUCGACUUUAUCUAUUGUAGCUUAGAUUUUUUGAUGUAUUUAUGGUAGGUACGGAGCAGUAGCCACACACUUUCGGAGAUUUUGAUAGAUAUAUUAUGUUUAAUCGUCUGGUACAGUUUAAGUUAAGUAGCCGUGAAGUUUCGAUUGGGAGUUUUUAAUUUUUCCAGUAACUUAAUUAACUAUCAAACAUUUGGGACAAGAAAUGUAGGAAAAAUUUUAUUUAUACAAAAAAAAAUAAGAAAUUCACUCGCAAACCACUUAUUAUGAAAACUCUAAGGUUUUGUAAAUAUUCAUGAGAAUUAAAAAAAGAGCUCCAUUUUGGACAGGAGUGUGAUAGUCAAUUUGUGUUAUAAAACAAAGAUUUCUACAAAAAGAAUAUUCGAAAUUGGAUUGUAUAUUUUCUCUAGGAGUCAUUUACCAUUACAUGAUAAUUAUACCAGAUGUAAGUAGGUGUAAUAAUUUAACAUUCAUGAAUUAGACUUACUAUUUUUAAUCACUGCCAUAUUUUCGAUUCAUUUUCAAUGUACGGUCUUGAACUCCUCUCAAUAAGAUAUGGUUGUGUUGUUGUUUAUUAUUGCUUUAUUUAGAGAAUUUAUACUGAGCACGCUAACUAUAAGUUAUCUAUAAGUUGACUUCAUAUACUUAAAGCCUAUCUAUUUGAGUAAUAACGUAAAAAAGGCUCAAACGAUGGCAAUUGUGAGACUUGGCUUAUUUAUGCCGUUGGUUGCGUCUCAAUUUACACAACAUUCCGCAAGAAAAAUACCUAUAUUCAAAAUUCAUAUCAUGAUAUUAAAUUUUAUUUAUUGUGUAUGUAAUAUUGUCAAUUAUGGAUACUUUUUCGAAAAAAUUGUGGAAACAAAUGGAUAGGCUAUGAGUCCGUGUCAUAGACUAAAGCUUGUCGUACAAACAUUUAUAAGACUAUCGAUUGUAAUUUUAAAAAUAAAAAAAUCAUGUUAGUAUCUGUGGAUCAGUGAUCCUUCGUUGCAGGUAAGGAAUUAAUAUUUAAUGGACGAUGUGAUUCCGAUGCGAUUGAGUCAUUAUGCGUCAACAAUAGGUGUAGGGUCAGUAAAUAAUCAUGUCCUAAGUGUACUUCUUUCUUGCCAAAAUUUCUGCGUAGGUAUCGUAAUCACGGUAACGCUUCUAAUGUCCAUUAUUGACGAAGUUUUGUAAGAAAAUGAUUCUUGUAACUCUUAAAAAGAGUGUAGGUAUAAUGUAUAGGGUAUGUUGAGAAAUUAUAAGAUUUAUGAUUUAAAGGUUCAACCUCAUAGUUUGAUUGUUGAAUUUAUUUUUCACUAAUUUGUUAAUGCUAAGCAUUCUCGUUUUAAUAACGUAAUUUGUAAAUUAUUGUGCAAAUGGCGACCUGAGUGCGUGGUUUGAAAGGAUUUGCUCAAAGAUAAAGAUUCCGUUUGGUCGAAAAUCUCGAAAGGGUGUUUUAAUAUUAUUUUUUUAUUUUUUUUUAUUUUGGAAGUGAUUGCGCUCAGGUGUCCAUACCAUUCUAUUCAGCAUGUGAUAAGUUUUAAUUUUUUGACCAAAGUUUAUUUUAGUUAUUACAGCGUUAAGAGCACAGAAGUUUAUUAUUUUUUCUUUGUUUAAAUAACUUGAAAACAUUUAUUUGAUGAAUCUAGUAGUUAUAAUGAACUCAAGACUAAGUUAUUUCAAUGUAUAAAAUAUUCAAAUAUAUUUUCUUUUGGGCCUAAAGAAGACCUUUUUCUUUGGUAUCUCGAUCUCGUGUUAGCGACCAAUUUUGGACAGUUCUUGUAAAAACGUUGUCUGUUGGAUGUUAUUUCCAUUCAGAAAAUAAAAUGUUCUUUUGACUUUACUCAAUAGAAUAAUCAUUUGUAAUGAACAAUUUAUAAUGAAUAGUUACAUAAUUGCAAUUUGGAUUUGAGACUUAUUUGCUUGAUAAUAGUAAAAAAAAUAAUUUGUCAUUUCAGCGCAUGUAGUCAUGUGUAAAAUAUAUAAGAUGUAUAUAAUUUAUUUAAUUUUAAGAUGUAUGUAAUAUUUUGAAUGCCAGGAUUCUAUAUCAAAUCAAAUAUAUGUAUAUAUUCUUUCUAGUUUAUGUAAGUAAUAUUAUAAAUGCCACGUUAUGUCUGCGUCAAAACAAAUAUAUGUAUAUACUUUGUCUAGCUUAUUGAAGUAAUAUUACUAAUACCAGGAGAAAUUACAUCAACUGAAAUAUAUUUAUAUAUUUAUCUGUACCUAUAAGUAUUCUCUUGAUAGCUCAAAUUCUAGUCUUAUUUAUUUUUUGAAAUAUAAAAAACCAGCAAAGUCAACUUGCUUUAAUUUUUAAUCAUUUAAAUGACGUCAACACAAUACUUGUCGAACCAAUUUGACAACUGACCGGAUGUGUCAAUUCGUUGACCAAUAGGGCGUUGGACCCUACGCUUAGGUGACAUCUGUGUUCAGUAAACUUAUACCUAGCUCAAAUAGGUGGUGGUUAAAAAAUGAAAUGUAUAAAUUCAUUCACAUAAUGAAAUACGAUAUUUGGAUGUCAUUCUAGUUUAUCAAUUUUGUAUGAUGAUUGAGUUUUUUAGAGUAGAUUACAACAUUUCGAAAGUUUUUUGACUGUACGAAACGUGAAUUUUUCUCACUGUCAUACAAGCCCCAAAUUUUAGACAUUUGACUUUCGUAAAAAAUAUCCGAUGUGAUUGACGGCAACUAUCCUACUAAGAUUUGUAAUGUUAUUAUAACACAUGUAAUUUUGGCUAUACUUUGUGUUCUUGUUUUUAGGAGUCAUUAUUUACAGCCGUUAGUCGGACCUUUGUCGUUGAACAACAAAAUAAUUUAUUGAGUUCCACGUCAUAGCAAAUUAAUAACUUCAUUAUGCACAACCACGUGACAGUAUACAGUUUCUUUUCUACUUUUAAGUUGUAAGAUAUUUUAUAUUUUUUUAAAUACUUGUAGACAAAUGCAAAUUCAGUGAGAUACUAUUGGCAGAUUCCGAUUCCGAUUCAAAAUAAAAGUGUAAAUAGCGUCCGGUAUUUAGUCUAAAUUAUUACUGUCACUUUACCAAAUUAUGCUCAAAAAGUUCAAAAUACGCACAAUCUCUAUGUAUAUUGAAGGAUUUUUUGACUGUUACAGGCUUUCGAAGCCAGCUAAGUAUCCCAGUAUGUUUUUUUGUUUAAUAUAAUAAAAAGAUAUUUCGACAUAUUUAUUUAAAUCGAUAUUUAAAUAUUCACGAUUAACAGAACGCCACAAAAAUGGCGAUUUCGCGGUUUUAAUAAAGAAAUGUAUAUAAUUCAUGCCAAGGUAAUGCAAUGCAUAUAAUACAAUGCCUAUUAUAUUAUUACAUAUUUAUGUUACACAUUAUCUGUUUAAGUAUGUAUAAUCCUGAUUAUAAUUUACUAGAUGCCACAUAGUGUCCUCACAGCUUUAUUUGAAAUGUUUUGAAAAAUGCAAACAAUUACAUUAUACUAAAUAAAGGUAGGUUUAAAAAUAAGAAUUUUCUUUUGUGAACAAACAUUGUUAGAUAGUGUAUUAAGAUCUAUUAGCACCAUUUGUAUAUUGCAAUCGAUUCGUAAUUAUUUAUUUCAAUUUACUUAUAUUAUUGAUGUUAUACUCUGUUUAAAUUUUGUAAUGGACGUUAUAUUAUGAUUUAUUUUUGUUUUAUUUUUACCCUCGCAAUCAGAAUCAAACCAGCCAAUUGGAUUUAGUUUGCUUUCAUCGUUUCGUACUUGAAUUUUGGUUUAAUGGAUGAGACUCUUAUAUUUUUUUGUUUGAGAUUGGCAUAAAUUACAAAAGGAAACUCGUCGCGUAAUUAGAUCUAAUAAGUUUAGCUAUGAAUCUCGUUUCACAAGUAAUAUAUACAUCUGUGGUUUCACAUCUCCAUAAGGUUAUCACCAUCUAGUAUAUAUUAUCUCACUGUGUAGGUCUAUAUAUUAUGUAUGUUAGAAAAGGGACCGAUGGAAAUGGGAGCACGCAACGAAUACAUAGCCAUUGUCCCCAAUGCAAAGUAUGUAUGCUUUUUAAUUAAUUACAGCUUUAUUUUAUGAAAAAGUAUUAUUUAACAUAAUAAACACAGUGAAGCAAUAACUACACGUACAUUAAAUCGCUACCUCUAUGCGGUUUUAUGAGUAUGAUUUUUUAUUCUUUUAGAAACAUUUGAUAUCAACCGGCUAUUUAUAGUUUAUGUAUUUCUAAUAAAUUAUAUAUAAUUAUUUUAUACACGUAUUCUCUCAGAGACUCUUCAUUUAAUUCACUGUAAGAUUUUUAGCGAAGUUUACGGUUUCAUCCUCUCACUAUUAUUUGACAGUUUUUCUGAAUUACUAGUAGAAUAGUAAUCUAAAAGUGCGCUUACUAUAUUAAGUUCUCAUUAAGUCAUUUUUAAUUUUGUUACUGAAACCAGUGACUAAUCUCUGUAAGUAGAUUUUUGUAAACACGAACUUUUCAUACUUUUUAUAAGAAAUCUAAUAAAUCCGUAUAUAAAGUAUGAAAAUUCCUCAACGAUCGGCUUUCAUAAAAAAGUUCAAGAAUACAUUUUGCAUUGUCUACAUUGGGAAUCUUAUGUGAUAGAAGUAUCUAAACUAUCAAUUAAGUACGUGUGUAACCAAAAUCUGCUGAUUUAUAUAUAACGCAGCAUAUUUUUGUAUGUAGGAGAUGUAGAUGGAUUAAAGAUUAUAUUUUCUGGUUAGCUGGCAAUAAGGAUGGAAUUAUUGUAAGCUAACAUAUAGAGGACCUAGAUUUUUGUAGCCACUUUUUAAUUAGCCAUACCUAAUAUAUUGAUGUUUUACUAAUAUUGUAACGCUUAGGGCCAGACAGAAACAUUUUUAAUCUUGGACUAAUGUAUAUCAAGAUGAGACAGUUUUAUAUGUAUGACACAUUGCUUCUUACUGACAUGUUUGAGGCUUGGCUCACAUAGAGCAAACCGCACUAAUAUUUUGGGAUUCUUAUCCGAAAUAGCAGUUAAAUGUCACACACAAACGUAUUGUCACCUAUUUUUGUCCCAUAUCCGAAGUUGUCAUGUAAUGAGUGCUUAGCUCAUUCGUAACUUUUAUUAUCACAGUGACAUUCGGACGUUUUAUUGGUUGCCUGCGUUCGGCUGCGAUAAAUAAGUACGACGGAUUAAAUUUAAAUUGAAUUGACUUACAAUAAGUUAGGUUAGGUUAGGUUAGGUUUCACUGUUAGUAUUUGAGACACAGUGUAGUUUGUUUAGAAUUGACCUAAGUUAUUUAUAAUAUAAAUGUGGUAGAAUUAAUAUUAAGUAGAGAUAUUAAGGCAGGUAUAGGUAAAUCUUCUUGAUGUGAUCUGAGGAUUUUAUUCGUAAAGUUUAAAUAAUUGACGUAUGAUUGUUAUUCAAUUAUUUUAAAUAAUAGUUAAUUAAAAAGCAUACAUUAAUAGGAUAAAUUAGUGUCACAUUGAAAUUAAAUUUUUAAAGUGAAUUGACAUCAGGACAAUAUUUAUAUCAUGUGUAUUCCGGUCAUAGACGAAAACAAUCGUGCGUCAAUGAUUUUUAUGAAUAAUUUGUAGAAUAAGCAAACGGUACGACUACUGAUGCCGCUAGGCGGUUCUAAGACGUAGGAAAUGUAAAUAAUGUUGGAUACAUUUUAUCUAUGAUAAGGAUCGGAAUUUCUUAAUAUUUGAUAUUGAUAACUUGAGACGUGGACGGAUACGUAUCUUGUGGAAUGCGUCCAAUAAUAUAUUUAAAAAAAUCAAAAGAUAUUUUUUUUUGUACUAAAAAGUAUUGCUUAUACGGAAAGAAUAGAAUUAAGUAAGAGAAUUUCAUUUUUGUAUUGCUCAUUGAAAGAAUUUUCGCGAUUCGAAGAUCUCUUUUCACCAAUUGUCAGUUAAUAUAUUCCGUAGUUGCAGUAUGUAAUAAAUAGAUACAGGAUAGUUUACAACUUGAAGUUGAAAUGAGUGGGCCGUAAGGACGUAUUUAAAGUGGAUGGAUAGGGUAGGUGACAACAUCGAAUAUUAUGAUAUAAUAUUGAUAGGUGUAUCCAGAUACACCUAGGUGUUCACGCACUUCGGGAUUUAGGCGCACCAUAGUAUACUUAAAUAUAAACAUGCUAGUAGCGGGCGUGCAUACGAGUUGUCGUCAGCAGCAUUGUACGAAAGUUAUUUAGUCUACCUUGAUCACACAUACAUGCUCAAUAGUUUUUUUUUUUAAUUUCGUGGCUCCAUCGUUCGCCAAAUUGGAAUUGCUCAAUAGUUGUCGGAGUCUUUCAUUUCUGUCACUACUAAGUAUGGUGACAGAAAUGAGAAAUCCUUAUAAGGACCGGUGCUGAGUUCACACCGUGCCAACGUUUUUACUUGCUGGACCUACAUAUUUAUUCCUGCUUAAUGUUAUGUACAUGUUCAUUAGCUCGCCUUUACUUUGGUGAGUUAUUACGUACCUAUGUUUUAGAUAUAAAAUUACGAAGAUGGGGCCCAGUGUUUAGCCAAAAACAACGAACUAGUGUAAAGACGGCCUUAUGUCUUUCUAGUUGUAAAAUUAUCUAAACGAAAGAUAAGAUCGAAAUAAAAUAUAACAUAGAUUAUUAAAUGUUUUCAAAAUAAAUAUCAUUAUGUUUCAAGAUCAUGUGUAUCUUGCCCGUAGUAAUAUUAAUCAGAAAUCAGAUCUUAAUUAUUAUUUUUUUAUUCACAGUCAAAAAGGCUAAUUCGCAAAGUGCCCCGUAGUUGUCAAAUGUAUAUUUCGUUUAAACGUGAUUAGAUUGCAAAUAUCAUUUUAAAAAAUUGUCAUGAAUUGUGAUACGGAUUUAAAAAAAAUAUUCCUUACCUCCACGACAUUUUGCGACAGAAAUAAUUAAUGGUUAUUGUUCGUUGUUGUCACCUUAAUUAGUGUAGGUAUAGAGUACAGAUAACUGCAUAUCAGGCAACCCCAAUUUAGUAAAAUUUCACCUAAUUUUAGAUCUGUCUAAAUCACAAAAAUUUUAAUGAACUCCGCUCUCGCUCCAAUUUUCAAAUUAAUACUUUCGCAGAUUGGCAAAAUGUAAUAGUCACAAAUAGUAAUUUUUAAUGGCAUAGUAGCUAUAUUAACAAAAAAUUUCUUGCCAUUAAAAAUCAGAGCUGGACUAAUUGUUUUCAGAUUAAAUAUUACAAUUAAGUACCAUUUUGUAAUUAAAUCAUGAUUAUGUUUAGUCCAAUUCAGAAUAUGUCUCCUUGGGCUCCUAGCUGCGGAAGCAUCACAGGCAGAAACAAGUGACUAUACCUAUUGCAACUUUUUUUUUGUAAAGUAAAUAAACAUAAAAUAUGGAAAUCGGCCCAUAAUGGUUACUUUGAUAUGUUGUUGUUCUGUAUCUAUGUGAUACAAUAAAGAUAUUAAAAUUACAUGUGAAAAUUGUUUAACAUUAGGUAUUUGUGGACAGAAGUCCUUUCUUGCCAACACUGUAGUGUAAGAACGUUAUUUUAAUAAAUAAUUUGUUGUCAUCUCA